Messenger RNA from Oncorhynchus kisutch (coho salmon), 6609 nucleotides. Its product is annotated as zinc finger protein Gfi-1. The record is from RefSeq and is a predicted model, not a curated record. Gene Ontology annotation, molecular function: RNA polymerase II cis-regulatory region sequence-specific DNA binding; DNA-binding transcription factor activity, RNA polymerase II-specific. NCBI's taxonomy places the organism in Eukaryota, Metazoa, Chordata, Actinopteri, Salmoniformes, Salmonidae. The coding region runs from base 2851 to 4023 and encodes 390 amino acids. Gene Ontology annotation, biological process: regulation of transcription by RNA polymerase II. The transcript has 6 exons.
UCUUCCUCCACAUCUGUAUGAAUCAAAUGUCUGAAAUAACGUUCAGGAAGUCAAUCAUUCUGCUGCUUUUAAGAGGCCAACUUUCAGAGCUGCAUGUCUUGCGAUGCACCUUUCAAUGGGACAACAACGCAUAAGAUCCUUCAGCGGCACUGGACCCGGGUUGUUGUGACAAGUCUGAGGAGCUUUCAUUACGCUUGAACUCCGGUAGGCUAUGUCUUGAACCUGCUCCACGACUGUCAACCUCUUAAUUUUUCUAAGUCAAUUGCAUGGCUAUAGUAUACCGCGUUAAGAAGACGCACACGGGCAUAAUAUUAAAUUGAUAGGCUACAACAUAAAACAUGUACAGUUCUUUAUUGAUAAGAACGUGAGUCAGACUUUAUCUAAACACGUGGAUGAAUUGCGCAAUGCAGCAUAGAUGCUCAACAUUUUUCAUUUUCGUGGACAAAAAAGUGGUUUAAUUUAAUUUAUUAGAAUACCUUAAACAUAGCUGUACAUUUCUGACUCAGUGGAGAGUCGAUCUUUAGAAUUAUGUUGUGUGUCAGAAACCUUUGAGCUAAAAGGCUGUAGGUUUAUAUGCGUAGGCUGCUUUUUCGUAUUUGUUGAACUGUGUGGUGGGAUCCAGCGCGCAUUUCAAAUGAGAAGAGAAGAUAACGAAGUUUGACACAGGCUUUCAACAGAGACUAUUAUGUUCAUUACAUGCAGCCAAUGCCAUUGAUUCCAUCCUACAAUACCGUGAUACAUUUCAAUAAGCAAAAACUUGCGUGGAAAACCAUUUUAUUUAAUUUUUUUAAACAAAGUUAGUCUAUAAAUUAUAAAUAUUUCAGCAAUGGUUGUUGAUUGUACUUUAAAAAAAAAUGUCUAUACCUAAUGCACAUAAAACAGCAAAUAGCCAUAUGGAAAAAGACACGAAGGACCUGUUGUUUAAUAAGCUAUGCAUACAGGGAGAACAAAUCAAUCAGAUGACUGGUUAUUUAGUUGGAAAGUAUAGGCCUGCUGAAUUUUGAUAAACGGCCUCAUAAUGUAUGAUUAUUAUUGAGAUAAACGAGCAAUAGGCUAACUGAUAGGCUAUGCAUUGGUGGUGCCAAAGGCAUUCUUAUCUGAUGUAUUGUAUAGCCUAUCAAAUUUAAUAAUCUAAGUUAUUUGACUCUGAGUGCUAUUUUGUUAAAUGAUAGGCCUAUAAUUAAUUGCAUAAAACGUUUUUCCAUUCAAAUAGGCAAGAAAUUAACUUCUACCUAAAUGAUUUGCUUGGAUUGUGCUAUUAAAGAAUUUCAAAAUACGAUCCAGUGGUUUGAUUAGUUGAAUAUAUUUUCUAAGCUUCUAUAUGAAAUAAAGUCACAUCAGUCAUAUCAUUGCACCAGAAAUUGGGCAAUGGUCAGGACUACCUCGCGUCAGUGUGUCUUGUGUUUGAUCGGUAGCCAUGGCGUUUUCUUUUGAGAUUGUCUUCCUGUCACCAACAUAUUGUCUCACUGCAAAGGUCAUAACCGAAUAGGCCUACAUUUAUAUUUAAAUAUGAAUUCGUACCAACAUUGCUAUUAUUUCGUUUGAUUGGCCAAGUUUUAACUUCCAUAACUAACUCAUUUAGUUACAUUGUGGUAUACUCCAAAUAAUUUCAAAGAAUAGGCUUAUAGGUGUUUCUGAGUUAAUCAUUUCACCUGUCGAAUAUGAAUAUUGUAGCAAGAUAACGUAGUAGACCUAUAAUGUAAGGACAUAGAACUUAUGUCUAUCACAUAUUCUGAAUGUCUGGCACGCGCCAUCAGCUGGUUGAAACGUGACUGAUACUGAUAUUCUCCGCCCCACUGGCAGUCUGGAGUGCUAGGCGAGCUGAAUGCCUGUUGUUCUGUGCGUAAUUGGUCCAGAACAGGUAAUCAGCGGCCUUACUAUGCGCACAGAGAACAGAGGUAACACUGUUUACUCAUUGAGCAUAUUAUAAUACUGCAGGAAAUACGAAACUUCCGUGGCCCCGCAGGCAGGCGUGUGGACAGCGACUGUCUGCGGUUAUUAAAUAUAGCCUUAUGUAUAUAUGAAGAGACACCGACCAAAUUGAUGGAUAAAAAUACAUUUGUGAAGGACGCAAGACAAUUCCAGACUGAUGCAGUAUUAUCAUGCAUCAGUCUUUUUACAACAUUUGUUCAUUUUGAGAAAUGCUAUGUAAGCCAGUGAGGGGCUAUUCAACAUGUGACUAUAUGGGCACAACCACGUCCAUACUUCGCCUACUAUUCUCUAAUUCGCAUUUUCAUUCGUGCUCAAUCGAUUACGGAAAUAGGUGGAUACUGUACCAUUAUCAAGCAUGUAGAUAACACGUCUCAUGAGUCAUGUUGAUUAGAGACACACGUAGCACACUCCGGUCCACAGCAACCCUGACUGACUGGCACCCAGGUGCUGUUGGUCCCCGCGUUUCCUCUCCCCCCUGUCUGUCCUGCAGCUAGGUAUAGGGAGGGAUUAAGUAACACAUAAAGCAGUGUAUCACUUAUCCUGAUUGCCAUGGGUUUUAAUUCCCCGUGGAGAGAUACAGGCUGAUCCGUGAGAGGGAGUGGUCUGGGGAGCUGUUUGUUCUGGAGACGGACCAAUCAUAUGCUCCAGGGGCGGCAAUGAACUGGGGAGGAGUUUCCUCUAGCCUCUGCACCUGUCCCCGCCCACAACACCUGGCAGACGUGAGAGGGCGUGUGCGCGUGCUCCAUCUUCAGCCAGAAAUCUCUUAUAGUUGACCACACAUUGUCAACCAAUAGUCUUCAAAUCUUUUCAGGGAUAAGACUGCAACACCGCAUCCCAGGAACAGAGGUGCAGAUUGCUAUUGGAUCUGGAUGGCCAGUGAUUUUGGAUAUUAGCAGAGACCGAACAAGGAGAGUGAAAAUGCCUCGGUCCUUCUUGGUGAAGAGUAAGAAGGCGCACAGCUACCACAAGCCUCGGUCCUUAGAAGAUGACUACAGUAGACUGGAUACUAUCUUAGCUCAUAUAUGUGCAGGAGGCGAUGCCAUCCGCGGGUUCUCCCCAGACUCUCACCUAGUGGACACGGCUGACUUCUCCUCCAAGUCCACACUCAGCUGUGGGGACAGUGUGUGCAGUCCAGCUUCAGUUUAUGAAGACUUCUGGCGGCCUCCAUCGCCUUCAGCAUCACCAGUAGAUUCAGAGAAAUCCCUGUCUCCCCCGGUGGACGAGACACAACCCUUCCCCGUUGUUCCCUUCCGGCCCUAUGCGUGGAACAGUUACUCUGGUUCGGACAUCCGUCACCUGGUCCAGCAGAGUCUCCAUCACCAGCACCACCACCCCAUGGACUUGAAGAGAAGCCCGGAGCUAGGGUACUACAGCGACCGGGCCAUUGAACCAACCCUCUUUAACAGAAAUCCGGUAGCAGAAAAUGACAGUGAUUACCGGUCCGGUGCCGGUCUGUUCGAGAGAGCUGCCGCCCCCGGGGUAGGGUUGUACUCUGAAGGGAACCUGUACGGGAAAAGCCCAGAAAUCAAGGCUGUGUCUGACUUACCCUGCUCACGGUUCAUUCUGAAUGGUACCUACAAGUGCAUCAAAUGCAGUAAGGCGUUUUCGACUCCCCAUGGGUUGGAGGUCCACGUUCGCAGAUCACACAGUGGCACGAGGCCCUACGCUUGUGAUAUCUGUGGCAAAACCUUCGGACAUGCUGUCAGCCUCGAGCAACAUAAAGCUGUGCACUCUCAGGAAAGAAGCUUUGAUUGCAAAAUAUGCGGUAAAAGCUUCAAAAGGUCAUCGACUCUCUCCACGCAUCUCCUCAUCCACUCUGAUACACGGCCUUACCCAUGCCAGCAUUGCGGGAAGAGGUUCCACCAGAAAUCAGACAUGAAGAAACAUACAUUCAUCCACACAGGUGAGAAGCCGCACAAAUGCCAAGUGUGUGGGAAAGCGUUCAGCCAGAGCUCCAACCUCAUAACGCACAGCCGGAAACACACGGGCUUCAAACCAUUCGGAUGCGACCUCUGCAGCAAGGGAUUCCAGAGAAAAGUCGACUUAAGAAGACACAAAGAGUCACAACAUGGACUAAAACCCUCAAACUAAAAUCAAAUAAAAGAAUGGACACCAAACACUAUAAAACAAAACACUUGUUUUGGAAACCAGAAAUAAGCUACUGUAGCUAUCCAUUCCUCAAACAUUUCAGACUGUGAUUUACUGGUGGAGAGUUAUAGAGACUUUUGUGCAGUGUAGGUUAAGACAAAACCGGUUUGAACUAGGGAGGGACACUAUCUGAACCCAAAAUAUUUGUACAAAAUAACCAGAUAGGUAAUAACCCCAAAGAAAGCGCGUUAACAAAAACAACAGACGACCAAUUUCCAACGGACAAUUGGGAAAGUAGACCUUGUCUAAAGAAUGACAGACACUUUGUUUAGUUGGACGCCAUGGAUGCUGGCACAACAGUAAUAACAAUAAGGCUAUGUGAUUUAAUAAACAAUGGUUGUGUAUUUAUUUGAAAAACAAUGUUAUUUUCAUUUAUUUCUUCUUAGAAUUCAAAUAGCACAUUUGUAUUUUAUAUUAAGAAUAUCAACUAUACGGUAUAUCCAGGUGUCAUUUACUACAAUGUCAAACAAUAUUUAUUAAUCAGAUUAUCGUUUAAAUAUAAUAUGAAAACUGCAAUCCAACAGAUUUCGAGAGGUUUUUGUUUCGUUUCUAUGUAGCCUACUGCAUUAUGUUCCAAGCUGCAACAUCCUGCAUAGGCCUAUCUGAAUUAUUUGAAGGACAACCAACGCAAAUAUAUAUAUUUUUUACAUUUUUAUUCUAACUCAGAUUAUCUGGAUUCGUUGUAGUAGGCUAGUCUAGACUAUUGGUACAACUGCCAUUGUUACAUUUUAGAGACAGCAUAAACCCCCUUGAAAUGUGUCUUGGAGGGGGACCUGUGAUAAUGUUAAUUUGAGGCAAUUAAUUUUCGUUUAAUUUAAUAGUUUAAUCCUUUAUUACUAUUAUUACUAUUAUUAUUAUUAUUAGGGAUAUAUUCAUUCUGUAACGCCGAAGCGUUACAGAUUCAGCGAUAGAAAUGUCAAGUUAAUUUAAAUCAUGCUGUAAAGCUGAACCUUCGGGAUGCGGAUGUUAUAGAGCCCUUAUACUAUAUUUCCACUGUGUGGAUAGUGAUUGUCCUCGUGGUUAACCUUCAGUGAUUUUUAAUAGAAAACAUGUCUCUCCUGUAUUCAUUGAGGGGUAUAAUAUUAACCGAAAAACUUGGCUGAGCACAAAUUGAUAUGAAGUUUCUUAAUUUAAAACAUACACGAAAAAACACCUACAGCGGCUUGGUGUAUUCUCCACGCCAUGGAAUAGGUCUGUAUAAAGUGCUUUCUUGCCGUUGGCUAUUUUACUGGAAAUCUGAGAGGUGACCACACAUUAAAUCGAGUAUCACAAGGAAGGUCUUCAAGUGCCUUCCAACUGGUAGGUUUAUGUUCCCCCAUUAUUCAUUAAUCAAUCCAGGUUGUGUUUUCUUCUCGUGUUUAUCUGAACCACUCAGAAGGGCAGAUUUCUAAAGCCAUAGAGUUGAUUGCUUAAUCAUCUAUCAAAUAAUUUCGUUUAGAAUGAAGAAUUAGAUGCUUAAAAUAUUCGGCUAACUUAUAUAGAAUUUUUAAAAUGACAUCCACGAGUAAAUUUAGCUUUUUGUCACGGUGAAAUAAAUAAAAUAUAAUUUUAUGUGGAAAAAUACAUAGGGAAUAGAAACUCAAUUCCACCAAUACCUAGGCUACAGGAUGCUGCUGCGUUUCAUCAGACUUAAACUCCUAUAAACUUUUGGUUUGUUUUUACCAAGGCAGUAAGGAGUUAUUUGUUUAGACCUCAAACGUUGCCUGAGCAUAUUACACGUUAACCAAAUGGUAUGUAACUUUGGCCACUCUGCAUAAAGCUCAAGUUGGAAACAGGACCAGACAGGAUUGAUUUCCGCAGGUGGAACUAAAGACCCAUCAAAAAGCGUCACAUAGCAUGGCUGGAGGGCAUCGACUGUACACCACCUCUGCCCGAAACACAGCUUGUAAGCGCAAGAGCAGGAAGGGGGUACACAGGUGUAUGUGUGGGCUACUGUUAUCCCUUCCAUUGAGAACAAUACUCAUUCAUUUAUUCAAACAUUUGUAAUUAGCAAUUUGCUAACAUAGAAAGAGGACAGCUAUAAAAUGAGAGAAUGAACAGCAACAAGAAACUAAACAACUAUACAAGUUACCCAGUUAUAUAAAAUAGAAAAAUAAUCAUGAACUUUAAAAAGAAACCGUCAAUGUAUAUUUACAUUCCUUUAUAGCUAAUGUUCCUAUAGGCCUGACAAACUGUAUAUAUACUCUACAUUUCAAAAGUUUGGGGUCACUUAGAAAUGUCCUUUUUAUUUUAUUACAUUUUUUGUCCAUUAAAAUAACAUCAAAUUUAUCAGAAAUACAGUGUAAACAUUGUUAAUGUUGUAAAUUACUAUUGCAGCUGGAAACUGUAGAUCUUUAAUGGAAUAUGUGCAUAGGCAUACAAUAGCCCAUUAUCAGCAACCAUCACUACUGUUUUCCAAUGGCUUGUUGUGUUAGCUAAUCCAAGUUUAUCAUUUGAAAAGGCUAAUUGAUCAUUAGAAAACCCUUUUGCAAUUAUGUUAGCACAGCUGAAAACUGUUGUUCUGAUUAAAGAUGCAAUAAAAAUGGCCUU